AUGACCAGCAAGUCUGCCGGGCUCUCCGCAGCCGAACCGAUAUUUCCACAAAUUCCACGUGUCGCCCUAGUCCCGCAAGACGAUGCCUCGUCCCCAUUGUCAAGUCUGGAGUUGCAUUCCAUUGAACCGAUAGGGGCCAAUACGCCGCAUAGUAGGCGCACAAGGCAUGCCGGGUCAACAAAACCCUCCGAAGUCGACGAGAUGUUCAACGUCGUGCAGUCAGCAGCAGCAGAGAACUAUGGAGCUCAAGACACAAAUAGGAAAACAGCCUCGAUACACCCGCGCAGGAACACGAUCUGGCGACUAGCUAGCGCGUGCCUGAUGAACUUUGGCAACGGAAUGAACGACAGUGCACCCGGUGCCCUAAUCCCUUAUAUUGAGGAUGAUUACGGGAUUGGCUACGCCAUCAUCUCACUGAUCUUCAUCGCCAACGCCGUCGGAUUCGUUCUUGCCGCGCCCCUUACUCACACAAUCCAAGCCCGAAUCGGCCACGCCAAAAGCUAUGCUCUCUCGAUGAGUCUCGUCACAGCGGGCUACGUUGCCAUCGUAUGCCACCCGCCCUUUCCGGUCGUUGUCACGGCGUUUCUCCUCCUCGGCUUCGGGAUGGCGUUAAGCAUCGCGCUUAACAAUGUCUUCUGCGCAAACCUAAACAGCUAUGCCACAGCACUGGGCUUUUUCUCCGGUGCGUAUGGCAUCGGUGGGGUGAUCUCCCCACUAUUGGCCACGGCCAUGGUGUCACACGGCAUCCGCUGGACAUACUUCUACUUCAUCACACUGGUGAUUUCGACGUUGAAUAUGUUGCUUGCGGCUGUCGUCUUUCGCAAUUAUAAGGACGAAGGUGCCGCUUCGAGGGCGCCCACUCAGCAAACAUCCCCCUCCCUUGCUUCUCAGACGGCCCAGCCAAACGAGAAUGAUUCCCAUAACUCCCACACUCGCCUCCAAACCCUGAAACGAGCCAUCCGGAAUCUCACAACGAUCCUAGGAUCACUCUUUAUCUUCGCAUACCAAGGAGCCGAAGUCUCUAUUUCCGGCUGGAUCGUCUCAUUCCUCAUCAACUACCGAGGAGGUGAUUCGCGACGUGUCGGCUACGUGAGCGCUGGCUUCUGGGCCGGAAUUACCCUCGGGCGCUUCCUCCUUGUAUACCCGGCAAACCGAAUUGGUGAGGAGCUUGCCGUAGGACUGCUGGUUGUCGGAGCGAUAGCGUUCCAGCUCAUGACUUGGCUGAUCCCCAACAUUGUCGGCGAAGCGGUGGCGGUGGCGGUCGUGGGCUUGCUGCUAGGGCCCAUGUAUCCAUGCUCGACGGCCGUGUUUGCGAAACUACUACCCCGGAGCAUUCAGCUGACUAGCAUGAGCUUCAUCACUGCGCUGGGAAGUAGCGGGGGUGCAGUAUUUCCCUUUCUGACGGGUAUUCUGUCACAAGAGGUGGGAACGAUAGUCCUGCAUCCAAUUUGUUUGGCGCUCUAUGCAGCGAUGGUUGUUUGUUGGUGCUUUUUGCCUGCGAUUUCGAAGAGAUCGGAGUAG
This is a messenger RNA of Aspergillus niger, 1521 nucleotides long. RefSeq lists its product as uncharacterized. Bases 1 to 1521 code for a protein of 506 amino acids. The record is from RefSeq and is a predicted model, not a curated record. Gene Ontology annotation, molecular function: transmembrane transporter activity. The transcript has a single exon. Gene Ontology annotation, biological process: transmembrane transport. Gene Ontology annotation, cellular component: membrane. NCBI's taxonomy places the organism in Eukaryota, Fungi, Ascomycota, Eurotiomycetes, Eurotiales, Aspergillaceae.